Plasmodium coatneyi is the source of this 7878-nucleotide messenger RNA. Its product is annotated as KIR protein. The annotation marks the transcript as partial. The transcript has 22 exons. The record is from RefSeq and is a predicted model, not a curated record. NCBI's taxonomy places the organism in Eukaryota, Apicomplexa, Aconoidasida, Haemosporida, Plasmodiidae.
CACCUAUAUUUACAUGGACCACAUCCAAAAAGUUUACCCUCAGAGACCGAAUUCUAUGAUAAAUUCAGUGUGCCAUCUCGGGGCAAAUGCAGUUGUAAAAAUAUAUGGCUCGGGGACGUAGAAAGUGCAUUAGAUGGUAAGUUAGAUGGAUAUGGCGGAUUUCGUAAUUCCGGGAGUAUGUUCAUGGAUGCCUACUGUUGCGCAUAUAAAAUGAAAAAGGACGAUUCUUCCCAUAAGGAUACACCCUGUUAUUUUUUCUAUUAUUGGUUGGGGGAUAAAUUUUUUAUGGAUAAGGAUAAUACAAACCUGGAAGCCUUCAUAGCCAUAAUUUAUAAAACAUUAGAGAACGCUUACCCCCAAUAUAAGUGUCAAAUUAAAUACCAAAAUGUUGACAAAUUUGUUUUCGGCCUAAGAAAGGAAGUAUAUGAUUUUUUCCAUAAUUGUGACACCAUACGGGAUCGUACACAGGAUGAUAGGACCAAAUGUAGUCCGGCAUAUUCCGAGUACGUCGAUCGAAUUACUGCAACAUAUGAUGCUGUGGAUGCACUUUGUAGGAGGAGCCCUAAUGAUGAAUAUUGUAACUCAUUUUGGACAGAAAAUAAGACUAGCAUUCUGGAUAAAUUGUCCAACUUGAAGUGUGAAUCACAAACUACAGAUGAGAAAAGUGCAACAUGUUCCCCUACAAAAACGGAAUCAGCAAAUACCCACCCUAGCAACCUUCCUUCCACCACCACCACGGCCCUUUCUUCCAUCUUUGGCACCUUAGGAGCGACGGCCCUUCCUUUUCUUCUAUAUAAAUAUAAACCAUGGUCUUCCUGGUUUGGUAACCACUCUUCUGGAUAUGAAGGGAGCAGCAGUAGGAUAAAGAAAAGAUCAAACCGACAACAACAAUUUGACGAAAUAACAGAAACUUCCACAAUGGACUUCACAGGAAGUUCGGAAACAAGUUCCACGUUUGAUCCCACUACAGUACAUUCUACUGCUGCGUACAACACAAGACAGCCUAGCAGGGGGGAAAGAAGAGCAAGAGCAGGAACAGGAACAAAUAAUAAUACAAGCGACCGUCAGAAUAUAAGUUACCAAAACAUAGAAAGAAUUUUAGCAUACAACAAUUCCCCUAUACUGGAUGAAUUGGAUCCGAACAAUUUAUCUUCGAAGAAAGAGUUCUAUGAUAAAUUCAAUUCGGCCAAUGGGAACGACUGUAAUGGCAGCAAUAACUACCCCCAACAGUUAGAGGCUAAAUUACAGAGUGACUUUUCAGGGUGCACACAAAUUACUGCCGACGCUAAGAAAAUUGCCCAUGCGUAUUGUUCCGCUUGUGAAAAGAAGAAGACGAAGACCUGGGGUGAUAAACCUUGUCAUUUCUUUUAUUAUUGGUUGGGAGAUAAAUAUGGGAAGAAUUUAAACAAUAAUCAUAAAUUUUCAGACCUCCUGAGUGAAAUUUACCAUACGAUAGGAACCUUUUCUACUGAAAAUAAAUGUGAAGUUAAAUACGAUGAUGUCUUCGAAAAACUUCUCCCCCAAAUGAAAAAAGUCUAUGAUUAUUAUUACGAGAAUGAGAAAAUAAACGACAUAUUACUGAAGAAUACGCCCAUCUGCGACGAUAAGUGGUUAGGUUACCUGAGUGAAGUUUCCUUAGCAUGUGAAGCUAUAAGACCAGAUUGCGCAGAAAGGGGAAAGGAUAGUAAUUCAUAUUGUAAAGACUUUAAUGAUACAUACAAAGUACCUUGUGCUUUAGCGGAAGCAUUAAAUUUGUAUUGUACAGAGGCAACUACCCUAAAGGGAGAUACGACUUAUUCCUCCGUAAGAAAAAAACUAGAGGCCCAACGGAAGCUCGCACAAAAAGCAACAGAAGAAGCAGAGGAAGCAAAACAAACAGUACAAUCCCAAUUAAACGAAACCGUUCUUCAAGCAAAUAAGGCUUCUACUCUUUCUUCUGCUUUUGGUACCUUAGCAGCAUUAGAAUUACCUGCACUCCUUUUCCUCGCAUAUAAGUAUAAACCAUGGUCUUCUUGGUUUGGUAUCCACACUUCUGGAAAUGGAGGAAGCAGAAGAAGUAACAGAAGAAGAAGAUCAGCUGGACGUGACAUUGACGGUUUAACAGAAAUAUCUACUAUAGGUUCAACAACAGAGGAUGCUUCAACAGUAUAUGGUGUAAAAUCUGUCAGAAAGGGAAGAACAAAUACUCCAGGUCGCCAGAUUAUAGGUUAUCAGAACAUGCGUAGAACGAGGUUUGCGUUCCUUUACAAUGGACUUAAUUUUGAUAAUUUACCUUCCAAGGUUACUUUCUAUGAUGAAUUCGAAAAUGGAAACGUAGAAAACUGCACAGGUGAAUGCCAAGCAGAAGUAGGGAAGUAUGAAUUAACGAGUAGGGGGUUUAGUACUUAUGAAGACCGAAUUAAAAAAGCACUAGGUUAUAUAUACAAAAUAUACGGAACAGGUAAGGAACCAUCCAAAAGUGAAGCCUACCAUUUCUUGUACUACUGGUUGGGUGACUUAUUAUCUAAGAGUACUACGUCAAGUGGUGAUUCAGGGGGUCCGGUGACUAUGAUUUGCAAUACUAUAAAUAAGUAUUGUACAAAGCAAGAUGAUGGACACGGAUGUGGAAUUCCGUGCAGUGGAGAAUUUCGGAAAGACCUUUUCAGUAAUAAAAAAGCAUUAUUUGAUUUCUGGUAUGACUAUGGGGCCUUGCUAACACUUUUAGAGAGUAGUAGGUUCCCGAAUGUUGAGAAAUGUGACACGUACUACCAAAAUGUCAAAGCAGCAAAGGAUGCAAUGGAAACACACUGUAAUCCGGAAGGAAAUGAUGAUUACUGUAAAAAUUUUUGGAAGCACCAUAAGACCGACAUUGAACAGAAACUAUCAAAAUUGCAUUCUGAAUUAAGCACAGCACGGACACGUAUAAAACAGGAAGCACAAGCAGCACUCUCCAAAGCAGAACAAGACCUAAAUAAAGCCACCACCACCUCUACCAUCUCUUCCAUCUUUGGCACCUUAGCAACCAUAGGUGCACCAUACCUUUUAUAUAAGUAUAAACCAUGGUCUUCUUGGUUUGGUAACCACUCUUCUGGAAGUGGAAGGAGCACAAGGAAGAAAAGAUCUAACGUCGAGCGCAACUUGGACGACUUAAGAGAAACUUCAACACUAGGCUACACGGACAGUUCGGAAACAAGUUCCACUAUGUUCCGUAAAUAUUCAAACCUUACAGAUAAUAUUUGCAUUCUGAGCUCAGCCUCAGAACAAUUUGAAGACAGGAGAGACACAUCAUCUGAUGGGAUGACCAUCACAGAAAGCGGAAAUCGCCAUAAUAGGAGGCACACAACUGAGACAAUUUCUCACCUAAGGCAUAUAAAUAGCAUUCCGUCAACAGGAGUGGAAAAUUUCAAAGCAUCCGAACCAGGGGUCCGCGUUUACAUAUCUCAGUACCUUCAGACCCACUAUAUUUUAGCAGUGUUUCCCCCCCAUUUGUUAAAUUUACCUUCAAAGACCGAUUUUUAUAAUAAAUUCGACGUGCCCGGUAAGGUCGAAUGUAAAUGUAAAGAUAUUUGGCCUGAUCAAUGGGGAAAAGAUUUACAGCGUAAGUUAAAUAGGAACCUGGAAAUUGUUGGUACCGAUGAAAUGGUCCUGGAUGCUUAUUGUUGUGCGCACAAAUUGAAAAAGGAACAAUCGCAGUCCAGUGGUGACCCCUGUCUUUUUUUUUAUUACUGGAUGGAAGAUAAAUUCCACAGCCAUACGGAUAAUAGGAAGUUAAGAGAUUUCAUGAGAGAAAUUUACGAAACGCUGAAAGUAGCACCCUAUAAUCACGAAUGUAAAGUUAUAUACCAAUGUAAUAUUGACAAGAGCCUUUUCGGAUAUAUAAAAGAAGUAUAUGAUUUUUCUUAUAACUAUAGUACCAUAGAAACGAAUGCAGAACAUUAUAGAUCCGCACAUCUCACGGAAUAUUCAAGGUACCUGGGAAAAAUUAGAACAGCAUGCCUUGUUGCACGAGCACAAUGUAAAGAAAAUGAAAAUGAUCCAUACUGUACUUGGUUUAAUGAGAAAGAAGGAAAGGAAGAAUAUUACUGUAAUCGGAAAAAGCUAUUGGAACUAGAAAACGGAAAACCAAAUCCGAACCCAAAUCAAGCUGGUAGUAGUGGCAGUUUUAGUGAUGAAGAUGAGGUGUGCAAGUUGGAGAAUUUACCCUCAAAAUUAGGAUACAGCAGAUUUGACGGAGGGGUGGCAAGUUCUAUGGAAAGUGAAAUUUGGAAUAAGGAAGGGGAAAUAGAGAAUAAGUUGAAGCCUGUAUUAACGAAAUAUGGUAAUAUGCAGCAGCAUAUUGAUAACAUUGCAAAAGCUUGGUGUUACCUAGUUAAUAUAGCAGUGGAAGGAGCAGCGGGGAAGAAGGAAGUGAAGGGUCCUGUAUAUUAUUUAUUCUAUUAUUGGUUAGGGGAUAAAGUAUGGAGCAGUGAUAGGAACGGCACUCCGUUCCCAGAUGUUAUGACUGAAAUUUACUUUCCACUUCAGACGGUGUUUCAUGGUAUUGAUCGUGGACCUAUAUGCACGGAGGACAUUGACCAAAUCAAGUUCAAUCAAAUGAAAAAAGUAUUCGAUUAUUACUAUGACCAUGGAACUAUAAAGGACUGCAUACAUAAAUCUCAGAUUUCUGGGUUAAAUUGUGCACAGGUAUAUUCUGAUUACCUGCAAGAAGCUGCUGACGUGUAUGGAAAAAUGAAGCAAUAUUGUGAACAGCCGGGAAGUUCUAGGAAGAUAUGUUGUAAACAUUUUAAUGAAAUUUCCAAUCAGAUUGAUGGAAGCAAUAUCCCUGAACCAUCAGAAUUAAAAUAUAAGUUAGAAUUAUUACAACAAACUAUAGUGUCUGAAGCAGAAACAAUAUCCCCUACCAGCACCCCUACCGGCCCAAUUGUCUCUUCUACACUAGGUACAUUAAUAGGACUACCAAUCAUUGUAUACCUUCUAUAUAAAAAUGCCCUGUGUAUGCAGCAGAACGUACUGCAGAAUCAUUCUCUCCUGGACCUAUUAUUGCAAAUUUUCCAGUUUCUCCUUAAGUUGUUCCUUAUGCACAUUCCAGAAUUUAGUACAUUCAACUUCCCAGGAAAGGUACCUUCAAAUACAGAUUUCUAUAAUAAAUUCUGGACGGCUUCUAAGGACCAUUGUGGUUGUAAAGAUAUUUGGCCUGAGAAAUGGGGAAGUGAUUUAAAGGGUAAGUUAAGGGAGGGCGACUGGCUCAAAAGUUCCAAGGAAAUGAUCAUGAAUGCUUACUGCUGCGCACACAAACUGAAAGGAAAAGAACAAUUCGAUGAUGCACCCUGUCAUUUCUUUUAUUAUUGGGUGGGAGAAAAUUUCCUGAAGAGUACAGGUAAUAGAGACUUGGGGGAUUUCAUGAAAGAAAUAUACGAAACUCUCAAAAAAGCUCCCUAUAAUCAUAAAUGUAAAAUUGAAUACGAUGCUGAUGUUAACUGGGAUCUCUUUAAACAGAUGAAGGAAGUAUAUGAUUUCUUCUAUGACUACUCUACCAUACGAAGCAAUGCACACCAAUAUGACACCAAAGAUGGUUCGGAAUAUUCAAAGUACCUGCGAAGAAUUAGUGGAGCAUGUAUUGUUGCAAAGGCGCAGUGUCCAUAUAAAGGGGAUCAUCCCUAUUGUGCAUGGUAUAAUGAGAAGAAAGAAGAUUACUGUGGUAAGGAACUAUCAGAACUAAGGACCAAACCCAAACCAAACCCAGACUCAAACCAGGAGUGCAAUUGGGAAGAACUACCUUCAGAAGAAAGAUAUAAAAAAUUCGACGAGCCAGAGAAGUACACUGUAGAGGAUACACCUCAGUGUAAGAAGGAGACAGCGGAGAAUUAUUUAAGUAAUGCAUUAAGCAAUUAUGGAAGUAUUAAGGAUCAUAUUAGUAACAUUGCAAAAGCUUGGUGUUACGUAGCUGGGGGGGCAGAAGAAAAAAAAGGAGGAAAAGAAAGGGAACUGAAGAAUGAUUUAUAUUACCUUUUUUAUUAUUGGGUAGGAGAUAAAGUAUGGAACACUGAGAGCACAAAAACUUCCUUCCCAAAAGUUAUGGAUGCUAUUUACCAGAAAUUAUGGGCGGUGCUCAGUGGAAUUAGUUGUGGGCUUAUAGAGAAGGAUAUUGACGAAAGCACUUUCGGAAAUAUGAGAAAAGUAUUCGAUUAUUCCCUUAACUAUACAACUAUAAGAGGAUGCGUACAAACAUCUCCGCCUCCUGGGUCUAAGUAUAUUGAGGAGUGUGCCAAGUAUGUGGAGGAAGUGGCUGAAGCAUACAGUGCUAUGGAACAAUACUGUGCACAACAUGUACAGCCCAGGAAGACAUGUUGUAGACAUUUUGAAGAAAUGUUCAAAGAGAAUGGUGACAGCACUAUUCGGAAGCCGUCAGAAUUGAAAUCGGAACUGGAUUCUUUACAGAAAACUACACUGACUCAAGCAGAAAUAAUAUCCUCCACCACCACCUCCAACACUCCUGCUGUUGCUUCUUCCACAAUUGCAUUAAUAGGGAUUCCAGCACUGGCAUUCUACCUAUAUAAACAUAAUCGUUUACCUUCUUGGAUACAUGGCUUCCUGGGAAAUAACAACAGUAGAAACGGAAGAAAAAGAAGAACAGCAAUGGGGAGGAACUCCGGCACAAGAAUGGAAAAUUUCACUGAAUACUCCACGGAGGGAAGUUCCACAAUAGGUCCAACGGGAUAUUCAACUACCAACUCCACAUCAAAUCUGUCAACAGACAGCUCAACCAUAUAUGAUAGGUUACACAGAAGGGGAGGAACAAAUAAUAAUGCACGGGGUCAUGCAAGAAAUGUAGUUUUCCCCAUUGUUUUGGAAUACAUCAUAGAAAGUAAACUUGGAAGCACGGAAGACUGUGAUGAUGAUUGUACAAAGAAUAUGAAGAACACGGUCCUAAAUGAUGGAUCUUCCAUUAAGCACUAUAAAGGUGAAGUUGUGCAUGCUUCAUGUUAUGUGUCCAAGAAAUAUACGAGCGGGGGGACACAUAAGAAUGAAUGGUGCCAUUUCCUGUAUUAUUGGAUAGGAUAUAAAUUAUAUCAUCAUACUACACCUGGCCAAAUCAAGAGCCCCCUAAAUUAUAUUUGUAAAUUAAUAACGCAAACAUAUGGGAACAAAGGAUGCACACUUAUUUGCCCUGAUAAUAUUGACCAAACCAUUUUCGGCCAAAUGAAAGAGGUAUUCGACUAUUCUUACGAUUAUAAAACCGUAAGAGGAGAGUUACUAAAGGAUGGAUCCCAUUGUGAGGGAGAAUGGUCGAGUUACAGGGACAAAAUUUUCUCGGCAUGUGAUGCUAUAAGUAAGCACUGUCAAAAUAGUACAUAUGCUGGUGAUCCAUAUUGCAAAAAAUUUAAGGAUAAGUACGACCAAUAUUGUGAUACAGUCAAACUGUCCAAAGAAAAAUGCAAAUUGCAAUCUCAAUUAACAUCUGUACAAGAAGAGAAGGCGCGGGCAGAGCAAGCACAAAAAUUAGCACUCUCUGAAAAACAAGCCAUAUCCACCAAACUAAACAACGCCAUCCAUCAAGCAAAUAAAGCUUCUUCUCUUUCUUCUGCUUUUGGUACCUUAGCAGCAUUAGAAUUACCUGCACUCCUUUUCCUCGCAUAUAAGUAUAAGCCAUGGUCUUCCUGGUUCGGUAACAAUUUUUCUGGAAAUGGAAGGAGCGGAAGAAAUAAAAGAUCUAACAUCCAGCGCAACUUCGACAACUUAACAGAAACUUCAACAGUGGACUUCACAGGAAGUUCGGAAACAAGUUCCACAAUAGACGACCAUUCUACCGUUCGUCCUUCCGCCUACAUAGGACAACCCGGGGGAAGAACAAAUAAUAAUGCGGGAGGUCUAGGGAUGGUAGGUUAUCAGAACAUGUGA